ACUGGCAGGCAGACCAAACCUAUGGGCCAGACGCCCGAUGACAGCGGAAAUAGCUCAGGUGAUCGUGAGAUAACACGUCUGAAUUAUUAGACCCUGUUUUAUGUUGUUUCAUUCAAAAGUCCGAAUGGUGUAAAAGCAUCAACAUGGGACACGCCUGGGAGCUUUUAAUGUUGACGUCGAAACUACGGCUGCCACUUUUCGUCUUUCUUUUCUCUCUUGUUGUCUCCCCUGGUGACGCCAGUACCCGUCGCAAGCUCCGAAACGUCACCCCUUCGACCGAGGAAACGGUAGAAACUUACACCAAAUACUACAAUUAUGUUGAAUUGACUAGACGCUUACAGUCCUUAGCCCAGAGCUACCCUCAUAUAGCUGCCCUGUCGAGCAUAGGUCAGUCCGUGGAGGGCAGGGAGCUCUGGGUGAUGCGGAUAACCAAGGACCCCAACACGAACGCACCAGGGAAACCCAAAUUUAAAUACGUCGGGAACAUGCACGGAGACGAAACCGUGUCCAGGCAGGUGUUGGUGUACCUAGUGGAAUACCUGUUGGCUAAAUACGGAGAAGAACCGCGCAUCACUGAACUGGUGAACACAACGGAUAUUUAUAUCAUGCCCAGCAUGAACCCGGACGGCUUUGAGAGGUCCAAAGAGGGGGACUGCAACGGCGACAGCGGAGGUCGAAAUAAUGCCAAAGACAUGGACCUGAACAGGAGUUUUCCUGACCAGUAUGAUGGAGCAACUGCCAGCCCAGAUACUAUCCCUGAAGUCAUGGCUGUCAUCAGAUGGAUCCAGGAGAAAAAAUUCGUGCUGUCAGGGAACCUACAUGGAGGCACUGUAGUUGCCAGUUAUCCUUUUGAUGACUCAGCCUCCCACCAGAAACAGGGCCACUACAGCCAGUCAGCAGAUGACAGCCUGUUUCGCUACUUGGCUACAGUGUAUUCACAGCACCAUGCUGUGAUGAAAACUGGUCAUCCAAACUGCCCUGAUAUGAUUGAGGAAAGUUUUCAAGAUGGCAUCACCAAUGGGGCUGAGUGGUAUGACGUACCUGGUGGGAUGCAGGAUUAUAACUACCUCUAUGGGAACUGUCUGGAAAUCACCAUGGAGUUGAGCUGCUGUAAAUACCCUCCUGCCUCCGAGCUGCAGAAGGAAUGGGAUCUGAACAGGGAAUCACUGCUAGUUUACAUUGAACAGGUCCAUAUAGGGGUUCAUGGCUAUGUGAAAGAGGCCAUCGAUGGUUCUGCUGUUGUUAACGCCAGCAUCUUAGUAGAAGGCAUUCACCAUAACCUGACUUCAGGAGAUUAUGGGGAAUACUACCGCCUCCUUAUUCCAGGAACAUACAACAUCACAGCUGUCGCUCCAGGAUACACAUCAAUUACACUGAAGGGAGUCCAGGUUUUGGAGGGCAAGGCUACAGAACUUAACUUCACAUUAACUCCUGUGGUCAGUGAGGUGGCAAGCAGCUAUACUACGACUUCAUCCUCAAUAACAGCCACUAAAAAUCCAGACACCUCCACCACCACCAACUCCUCUUCCUCUACCAAGAACACUAACAGCACCUCUGUGCCUCCAAAUGAGAAGGAGACUGUCCAGCCAGAGGAGUUUCGUCACCACAACUAUGCAGACAUGGAGCUCUUCUUACGCAAGUACAAGAGCGAGUUUCCUUUGAUCACACAUCUUUACACUGUCGGACGCUCCGUGGAAGGCCAUGAGCUCUAUGUGAUGGUCAUCUCAGACAACCCCACUGUCCAUGAGCAUGGUGAGCCCGAGUUCAAGUAUAUUGCUAACAUGCAUGGUAAUGAAGUGGUGGGCCGUGAGUUAAUGCUCAACCUCAUUGAGUACCUGUGCCGUAAUUAUGGCACCAACCAGGAGGUCACAACGCUGGUUGACAACACUCGCAUUCACAUCAUGCCUUCUAUGAACCCGGAUGGCUACGAGGUAGCCAAUGAAGGUGAUGUGAAAGGCUACAUAGGGCGCAACAACAGCAACAACUUUGACCUGAACCGCAACUUCCCUGACCAGUUUGUCACCAUCACAGCGCCCAGACAGCCAGAGACCAUUGCUGUGAUGAACUGGCUGAAGAGCACCCCCUUUGUUCUGUCAGCCAACCUCCAUGGAGGUUCCUUGGUGGUCAACUACCCUUACGAUGAUGACAAAAAAGGACAGAAUCAGUACAGUCAGUCCCCUGAUGACAAAGUCUUUCAGCAGGUGUCCAGAGCAUACUCACAGGAGAAUCCUCUGAUGCACAAAGGACACCCUUGUGAGGAUCUCUACCCUGAGGAGUAUUUUGAGGACGGCAUCACCAAUGGUGCCAACUGGUACAGCGUUCCAGGUGGCAUGCAGGACUGGAACUACUUAAACACCAACUGUUUUGAGGUGACCAUUGAGCUGGGUUGUGUGAAAUACCCCAUGGCUAAAGACCUGCCAAAAUACUGGGAACAAAACAGACGAUCCCUGCUUCAGUUUAUCCACCAGGUUCACACCGGAGUAAAAGGGACUGUGUCUGACAUCAGGGAUGGCACUGGAAUUCCCAAUGCUACCAUAAGUGUGGAGGAGAUCGACCACAAUGUCAGCACAGCACGCACUGGAGACUACUGGAGACUGCUGACUCCUGGAACCUACUACAUCACAGCCUCUGCCCAUGGAUAUGCAUCUGUAAAGACUUAUGCCACUAUUCCAGAGGAUGGAGUAGAGGUUGUGAACUUUAAAUUGACACGUAGUCACUCUGAACCCUAUGGUAAUUCUUCUGAGGGAGCCCAGCCCACACAGAACCCCUCUGAGAAGGAGUUUGAGAGUUUGAUUGAGAAACUCUCCUCGGACCCUGGUUUGGAAGAGCUGGUCAAGAACACAGCCACUGAGGGCAGCUUCCGUUACAGACGCUACAAAGAUAUGUCAAGCUUUUUGAAAGGCCUUACUCUGAACUUUCCUAAGAUAACGUCUUUACGUAGCUUUGGCCAAAGUGUUGAGUUCAGAACCAUUUGGGUUCUGGAAAUCUCCAACAGACCAGAGGAAGCUGAACCAUCAGAGCCAAAGAUACGUUUUGAAGCAGGGAUCCAUGGCAAUGCCCCAGUGAGCACAGAGCUGCUGCUGGAGUUUGCUGCCCUCUUGUGUAUCAAUUAUGGCAAGGAUCCAGCCAUCACCAGGCUGGUCAAUGAGACACGGAUCGUCAUUGUGCCGUCUAUCAACCCAGAUGGAAGAGAGCUGGCUAUUGAGAAACAGUGCACUUCCACUCGGGGAAUGAAUAAUGCUAAUGGGAAGGACCUGGACACAGAUUUCUUUGGCAAUGCAUCACAGCGUGUUGUCAAGGCCCAACCAGAGACCAGAGCCAUGAUGGACUUGAUUUUAGAUAAAGGCUACACUCUCUCUGUGGCACUGGAUGGAGGCUCCCUGGUGGCUACCUAUCCUUAUGACAAGCCUGUACAGUCUGUUGAAAACGAAGGGACAUUGAAGUAUCUGGCAGGCGUUUAUGCCAGCAACCAUCCAAAGAUGCACCUGGGGGACACUGGAUGUUUAAAUAAUGGCCAGAUAGGUAACAUCCCAGAUGGCGUGAUGAGGGCAGCAGAGAGACAGAGUCACAUGGGGAGCAUGAAGGACUUCAGUAUGGACUUUGGGCACUGUCCUGAGAUCACAGUGUACACUGGCUGCUGUUUGUAUCCCCCUGCUGAGCAGCUGGCUACUCUGUGGGCUGAGAACAAGAAAGCUCUCCUCAGGAUGCUGGUUGAGGUCCAUAAAGGGGUGCGCGGUGUGGUGAGGGAUAGGACUGGAAAGCCUAUUGUUGGGGCGAUCAUUGUUCUGAAUGGGGGAGUGAGGGUCUUCACUUCAGAGGGUGGAUACUUCCAUGCCCUGCUGGCUCCCGGCAACCACAACAUUGAAGCUGUUGCAGAUGGCUACCAACAACAACGACAAGAGGUGGUGGUGUCUUCCGGUAAAGCUGCUAGCUUGAUCAUCAUUGAGUUUGACAUGGACAACAGCAUCUUUGGGCUUCCCAAAGCGUUUGUGGUGGCCAGUGCAGCGGCCUCCAUGACAGCUCUGGUGGUGACGGCAUGCAUCAUCUGGUGUGUGUGCACAGCCAAAUCGAACCAUCAGAAGGACGGUUUUCACCGUUUGCGGCAGCACAGAGAUGACUAUGAUGACGAGAUCCGACUCACCUCUAUGGGAUCCAAGAAGGCGCUUCUUGCCCACGAGUUCCAAGAUGAGAGUGAGAGCGAUGAGGAGACACUCUAUGCCAACAAAAUCUGAUGAUCACCACAUUUUUGGCUGGUGGUCUAAUUUCUUUUUAUUUUGAUCAUCUCCUUAAUUUAACUCCUGUUCAACAUGGAACAGGUUGAUUUGUCUCUUUUGAGACUUUAGUGAAUAAAGACACUUUAUUUUAUCACACCAACAAACUGUGGACUCACCCACCUGUUACUCAGUCACUACUACUACUACUACUAAAUUAACUGGAGAGCAUCCUGCUUGUGUUUGAAAUGAAUACCCGACUUUCUUUGUUGGAUCAGAAGAACAAAAGAAGAACUGAAUAAUAAUAUUUGGUCCAUUUUUGACCCUCAUCCGUCCAGGUUUCGAGCCCAACAGUUUAUUAAUUUCCUAGCCACACAGGAGUGCUCCUUUCUGACCACUAUCCGUUCUGCUGAGCUGAAGGAUUCCCACAGAUACAAGUCCAAAUAAAGUUUUGUUUGGUGGGUGUGUAAUGAACUCUGGAAGUGCUAAACCUCAAACUAUCUCCCCUCUGAUAUCAUGCUUUUCUUUUAGAACUGGAUUAAGCUAGGAAAUUGGAAGCUUUAUCUUGUUUUUUUAUUUGUAUCUCUGGAGGAAUUGCCACACUGAAGUAUCCGAGCCUUUGGAAGACUGAAUCCAUUAUUGUGCCUUGGCUUCUGUAGAGUUUACAGUCCGCUCAGGCUGAGAAAAGCAGCAUAGUGAAUAGAUAGAACUUGGUCAUUCUGGUAUCGUAAGAUUAUCCAUCCUUUACUCAGGUGGAAGGGUAAAAAAAUGAUCCAACAUUGCACUUUUUCUGCACAGGUGACUCUGGGCUAGUUGAAAACACGAGAGAAGCGUUGAAACAUCAGUGAGAGUCUUUUACCGGACAAAAGCAUGAAUGAAAAAUCUCCAGGAGGUGUAGGAUGACCUCAUGGUGCAUGGAUGUCACUUCACUAAAUGGAAGAGGAGGAUUUUCCCAUAUCAUUGGCCAGGGCUAAAAACCUGAGUAUUGUGAAAUGUAAUCAUGAAAAGAAUGUAAUUUUUCCCUUUUUAAAAAUCUUUUUAACCAUAGGUUUGUGUUUGGCCAGUUUUAGUUUCAAACUUUUUGAACAUGCAAAGAAACUAAACUAUCAUGCACAUGGAGUCUGUGUUAAUUUUGGAAAAAAGUUAUGUGUUUCACAGUGUCAUGACUUCUUACAAUAAGGAGCAUAAUUUCUAUUUCCAUUUAAAUAUGUUGAAGUUUAUUCCCCUGCCUAGCAUUAGUUUAGAUGGCAAAAAUCAGACCUGAUGUGUCAGUCCAUUAGCAGUCAUUAACUCUGAAUUUACGUCAAUGCCAUCUUUAUGACAUGACUUCAAGGCCCAGUGCAAUGAAAUCACAUAUACCAAAAUUCUUGUUAUACAUUUGUAAGGGUAAGAUUUGUAUUCAUAUAUGCAAGUUAAGUGGGGGUGUUAUAAGUAAUGCAAGACUUUGAUCUUGGGCUACAACGUCUCAAGUCAUAAACACAAAUGCUCAAAACGGUGUUUGCUCAUCAUAGUGAAUCAAAAGUAUUGCACUGGAUCAUUAAAAUCAUGCCUUAUAUUGAAGAUCCUAUGUUUUCAUCAUUUACAGUUCAUUAAGUUUGAAGUGUCUACUUGGAAAGAUUUUUUGUUGAUUUCCACUUUGAGAAGAGCCUCAUUCCCCUCCCCUGAACAAAUGCAGCUGUCUUCGAUAAAGCCUAACCUGACUUCUAUAUAAAGAGACACUUUUUGUCAUUUUUCAUUCUUCUCAUAUUAUUGUUUAUGAGCUCUGAAAGUUUUGUGUGUGUCAGAGUCAUGCAGUGUUGGUGUGAAGAUUUUAUAUGAACUGGAAUCAGCUGUAAAUAAUGUUUGCCUAUUGUGGAUGGGAAAAUAAUGGAUGCACACAACUAAACAUUUCAUAAAACGUCUGUGAUAUGAACAAACACAUGAAACAUGAUGGAAUAAAACACCUCACAGCUGC
This is a messenger RNA of Cheilinus undulatus (humphead wrasse), 6165 nucleotides long. RefSeq names its product carboxypeptidase D, a (gene cpda). Gene Ontology annotation, biological process: proteolysis. The coding region runs from base 144 to 4232 and encodes 1362 amino acids. The record is from RefSeq and is a predicted model, not a curated record. The transcript is spliced from 21 exons. Lineage: Eukaryota; Metazoa; Chordata; Actinopteri; Labriformes; Labridae. Gene Ontology annotation, molecular function: metallocarboxypeptidase activity; zinc ion binding.